AUGAAGCUAUCGAAUGUAGGCUUGACUUUCUCUCAGCACGCAAUCGCCGCCGCCAGCCAGGCUGCGGGUGUCAGCUUUGAUUACGCGCAGACCGCACUGAAAUUCGCCACACUCGAAACUGCACAAGGAAUCGGCUACCUGGCAAGUUCAGACACGGCCACCGCCGCCAUUCAGAAACUCAAGCGCCGCUUCCCGCUCUUGGAGGAUAUCCAACGCGCCUAUAGCGAAGGUCAGGACGUCCAGAGAUCGCGCCGCCUCGGGAGGGAUCCUCGCCCAAUGUUUUACGACGAUGGGGAGGAGGAGAUGAUGAUGGCGGACCCGGAGAGUGGUGCGGAAAUGCAGAUCGUCUACGAGAACAGCUCCGCGCAAGAGCCGGGGCAAAGCCACGGACAGUUUCGAGGAGGUCCGCUCGAUCACUCUAACCCCAUUAUUGGUUCUGAGAAUGACUCCGAAGACCUCAAAGCGAAGGAAGAUGCUGAAGCGACGGAGAGUAAGGUGGAUUUGUGGUUGAAGGGGGUAGUGGAGAAGGAGUUCUGA
Pseudocercospora fijiensis CIRAD86 is the source of this 537-nucleotide messenger RNA. RefSeq lists its product as uncharacterized. The transcript has a single exon. The record is from RefSeq and is a predicted model, not a curated record. NCBI's taxonomy places the organism in Eukaryota, Fungi, Ascomycota, Dothideomycetes, Mycosphaerellales, Mycosphaerellaceae. The coding region runs from base 1 to 537 and encodes 178 amino acids.